Saccharomycopsis crataegensis is the source of this 837-nucleotide messenger RNA. RefSeq names its product pyrroline-5-carboxylate reductase (gene PRO3). The transcript has a single exon. Bases 1 to 837 code for a protein of 278 amino acids. Gene Ontology annotation, biological process: L-proline biosynthetic process. NCBI's taxonomy places the organism in Eukaryota, Fungi, Ascomycota, Saccharomycetes, Ascoideales, Saccharomycopsidaceae. The record is from RefSeq and is a predicted model, not a curated record. Gene Ontology annotation, molecular function: pyrroline-5-carboxylate reductase activity.
AUGCCACUCUCUGAUAAUAAAUACACGGUAUCGAUCUUGGGCUGUGGUACCAUGGGUACUGCUGUUCUUAACUCGAUUUUGUCGAAUGAAGAUACUUCGAUUAUUCCAACCAAGAUCAUCACUUUGACCAAGAGCGCCAGAUCCAAAGAAGCAUUGAAAGAGAAAUUCGGCAACAAGAUCCACACUGAUAUUGACACCAAGGAAGCCAUUUUGCAAUCGGAAGUGGUGGUUUUGGGAUUAAAACCAUUCUUAUGUGAAAGUGUCCUUGAAACCCUUAAAGAUGAGAUCAAAGGGAAGUUGAUCAUCUCGCUCGCUGCUGGCUGGACCAUCGAACAACUCAGCAGUUAUUCCAGUAAAGUUGCCAGAGUGAUGACUAAUACUCCAGCAAAAUUUGGGUAUGGGAUGGCAGCGAUUGCCGUGAGCGAUGAAGUAUCGGCCAAUCAGCACAACGAGCUCGAUACCGUCAACAAGUUGAUUGGCAAUGUGGGUAAAUCUAUUGUGAUUCCUGAAUCUAAAAUGGACUCAGCCACCUCAUUGAUUGGCUCCGGUCCAGCAUUUGUCUUGUUAAUGAUCGAAUCGAUGAUUGACAGUGGGAUCAAGAUGGGAUUCAGCUACGAAGAGAGUAGAAAAAGUGUUUUGCAAGUGAUUGAAGGGACUUGCAAGAUGACAGAAGCCACCGGGUUACACCCAGCAGUGUUAAAGACCCAAGUCUGUACUCCUGGAGGCACCACCAUCAAUGGAUUGGCCAAGAUGGAGGAAAAAGGUGUCCGCAGUGGGAUUGUCCAAGGUAUUGAGGAAGCUAAAAACGUUGCCGCUUCUCUUGGUAAGAAAAAAUGA